Suncus etruscus (white-toothed pygmy shrew) is the source of this 933-nucleotide messenger RNA. Its product is annotated as olfactory receptor 5B12-like. Gene Ontology annotation, molecular function: G protein-coupled receptor activity; olfactory receptor activity; odorant binding. Lineage: Eukaryota; Metazoa; Chordata; Mammalia; Eulipotyphla; Soricidae. Gene Ontology annotation, cellular component: membrane. Bases 4 to 933 code for a protein of 309 amino acids. The record is from RefSeq and is a predicted model, not a curated record. Gene Ontology annotation, biological process: sensory perception of smell; G protein-coupled receptor signaling pathway. The transcript has a single exon.
CCUAUGGAGAACAAUACAGAGAUGACUGAAUUCAUCCUUGUGGGGUUGACUGAUGACCCCAACCUGCAAAUCCCACUCUUCAUACUCUUCUCUCUCAUCUAUAUUAUCACUCUGGUUGGGAACCUGGGAAUGAUUGAGCUGAUUCUGUUGGACUCUCGCCUCCACACUCCCAUGUACUUCUUCCUCAGUAACCUCUCUCUGGUGGACUUUGGUUACUCCUCUGCUGUCACUCCCAAGGUGAUGGCACAGUUCCACACAGGAGACAAAAUUAUAUCCUAUAAUGGUUGUGCCACUCAGUUUUUCUUCUUUGCAGGUUUUAUCACUGUAGAAAAUUUCCUCUUGGCUAUCAUGGCCUAUGAUCGCCAUGCAGCAGUCUGCAAACCUUUGCAUUAUACCACCACCAUGACGACAGGUGUGUGUACACGCAUGGUCAUAUGUGCCUACUUGUGUGGCUUCCUGAAUGCAUCCAUCCAUACUGGGAACAUUUUUAGUCUCUCUUUCUGCAGGUCUAAUGUAGUUGACCACUUUUUCUGUGAUGCUCCUCCUCUUCUGACUCUUUCAUCCUCGGACAAUCAUAUAUGCGAGAUAGUUAUUGUGUUUGCAGUAGGCACCUGCAUUCUUUUCUCUGUACUAGUUAUUUUGGUCUCCUACCUGUUUGUCUUCCUGACCAUUCUCGGAAUGCGCUCAUCUGAGGGCCGUCAAAAAGCAUUUUCUACCUGUACUUCCCAUUUCACUGCUGUCUCCAUCUUUUACGGGACAUCCAUCUUCAUGUACUUACAGCCCAGCUCCAGUCAUUCCAUGGGCACAGACAAGUUGGCAUCUGUGUUCUAUGCUAUCUUCAUUCCCAUGCUGAAUCCACUGAUUUAUAGCCUGAGGAACAAAGAAGUCAAAAAUGCUUUCAGACGAUUGUGGACAAGGAAAAUUUUUCUAUAG